Molecule: messenger RNA, 2017 nt
Organism: Talpa occidentalis (Iberian mole)
Lineage: Eukaryota; Metazoa; Chordata; Mammalia; Eulipotyphla; Talpidae
Gene: KLC1
Product: kinesin light chain 1
Exons: 16
Coding region: 62-1990 (642 amino acids)
Biological process (GO): axo-dendritic transport
Cellular component (GO): cytoplasm; kinesin complex; membrane-bounded organelle
Molecular function (GO): kinesin binding
Source: RefSeq, a predicted model, not a curated record
CCGCUCCGCGCACGCGCCCGCCUCGCCGCUGACAGCUGAGCGCGCGGCCGGAGCAGCUCGGAUGCACGACAGCAUGUCCACAAUGGUGUACAUAAAGGAAGACAAGCUGGAGAAGCUCACCCAGGAUGAGAUCAUUUCUAAGACCAAGCAGGUCAUUCAGGGGCUGGAAGCGCUGAAGAACGAGCACAACUCCAUCUUGCAGAGUCUGCUCGAGACGCUCAAGUGCUUGAAGAAAGAUGACGAGAGUAACCUGGUGGAGGAGAAAUCCAACAUGAUCCGCAAGUCGCUGGAGAUGCUGGAGCUGGGCCUGAGUGAGGCGCAGGUCAUGAUGGCGCUGUCCAACCACCUGAACGCUGUGGAGUCGGAGAAGCAGAAGCUGCGCGCGCAGGUCCGCCGGCUCUGCCAGGAGAACCAGUGGCUGCGGGAUGAGCUGGCCAACACGCAGCAGAAGCUGCAGAAGAGCGAGCAGUCGGUGGCCCAGCUGGAGGAGGAGAAGAAGCACCUGGAGUUCAUGAACCAGCUGAAAAAAUACGACGAUGACAUCUCCCCGUCUGAAGACAAAGACUCGGAUUCCUCCAAAGAGCCCCUGGACGACCUCUUCCCCAAUGAGGAUGACGACCCGGGCCAUGGGAUCCAGCAGCAGCACAGCAGCGCGGCAGCUGCAGCCCAGCAGGGUGGCUAUGAGAUCCCGGCGCGCCUGCGCACCCUGCACAACCUGGUCAUCCAGUACGCCUCGCAGGGCCGCUACGAGGUGGCUGUGCCCCUGUGCAAGCAGGCCCUGGAGGACCUGGAGAAGACUUCGGGCCACGACCACCCUGACGUGGCCACCAUGCUGAACAUCCUGGCGCUGGUGUACAGAGACCAGAAUAAAUACAAAGACGCGGCCAAUCUGCUGAACGAUGCCUUGGCCAUCCGAGAGAAGACACUGGGCAAAGACCACCCUGCGGUGGCGGCAACGCUGAACAACCUCGCGGUGCUCUACGGCAAGAGAGGGAAGUACAAGGAAGCCGAGCCGCUGUGCAAGCGCGCCCUGGAGAUCAGAGAGAAGGUCUUGGGGAAGGACCACCCUGAUGUCGCCAAGCAGCUGAACAACCUGGCCUUGCUGUGCCAGAACCAGGGCAAGUACGACGAGGUGGAGUACUACUACCAGCGGGCCCUGGACAUCUACCAGACCCGGCUGGGCCCCGACGACCCCAACGUGGCCAAGACCAAGAACAACCUGGCUUCCUGCUACCUGAAGCAAGGGAAGUUCAAGCAAGCAGAGACCCUGUACAAGGAGAUCCUCACGCGCGCACACGAAAGGGAGUUCGGUUCUGUCGACGAUGAGAACAAGCCCAUCUGGAUGCACGCCGAGGAGCGAGAGGAGUGCAAAGGCAAGCAGAAGGACGGGGCAUCUUUUGGAGAAUAUGGCGGCUGGUACAAGGCCUGCAAGGUCGACAGCCCAACUGUCACGACGACUCUCAAAAAUCUCGGGGCACUUUACAGACGUCAAGGCAAAUUUGAAGCCGCGGAGACGUUGGAGGAAGCGGCUAUGAGGUCACGGAAGCAGGGUCUCGACAACGUGCACAAGCAGAGGGUGGCCGAGGUGCUGGGUGACCCCGAGAGCGUGGAGAAGGGCCGGAGCCGGGAGAGCCUCCACGCCGAUGUGGUCAAGUACGAGAGCGGCCCUGACGGAGGCGAGGAAGUGAGUAUGAGCGUAGAGUGGAACGGGGAAGGCACGGGAUCUUUAAGGCGCAGUGGCUCCUUUAGCAAGCUCCGGGCCUCAAUUAGACGGAGCAGUGAGAAGCUGGUUAGGAAGCUGAAGGGAGGAAGUUCCCGGGAGAGUGACCCCAAGAACCCCGGCAUGAAGCGAGCCUGCUCCCUGAAUGUCCUUAACGUGGCCGGCGAGGGCGCGGAGGACCGUCUCCAAGAACGAAAUAAUUGUCUAGCAGACGCGCGAGUGCUGAGCACCAGCCACGCCGACCUGGCCCACGCGGCCGGCGCUAGCUAGACCCGGCGGAGGGAGCCGCCCGCCCGC